UGCACUGUUCCCGUAGGCUCUAACAUCUCCUGAACAUGUCUUUUUUCCUUGUCGUGUUUGUCUACGUGCUUGGCGGAAUCACGUUUCUCCCGCUAGUGCUUGUCGGCGCGUUUUUCUUCUUGCGUUGGUACCUCCCAGAGUACCAAGAGGACUGCCACCAGCCGUUGCUAAGCCAUGCCAUUGACGAGUCUAGCGAUGAAUAUGAUUUGGACUUGAAAGCCGGGGAGUUUGAGGAGUCCAACGAAUCAGGUACCAACGCUCACAUGUCUGGCUGGAUAACCGUCACCACCGAGUACUUUCCCUCGGUCAUGGAUGUCACAAACCCCCCAGAGGAAAAGUCUGCUUACAAUACGAUACACAAGCUUGUAAAGCCCGCAACAGUCCCAGAAACCGCCCGGCCACAUCAAAAAGCAGCCAACCCUCCCCCGUUACAGAAAGCUGCCACGUCAGCCACCCUCACGGACAAGAAAAAGGCAAAAAAGCACACAUACUUUGCGGUGCUCAGACACGGAAAUCUCUUUCUUUACAAGGAUGAAGAACGAAAGGGCGUACAGCACGUGAUUGUGUUGGCGGGACGCGUCGUUGCGAUCUGGCCGCGUGCGCUUCUCGACGCGGAGUUGUUUACAAAGCGGUCCGCGAUCUGCAUAAUGAAACACACGGAGGCGGUAGGGAACGGGGUAGAUCUUGCGCUGCAGUCAACGUGGGAGGCGUUGGCCACGAAGGAUAACCUGAAUCCGCCGCCACCAGAGUCGCACUUUAUUUACUGUGAGAAUAACUGCAAGAAGGAGGAUUGGUACUUUGCCUUGAUCAGAGCCACCAAAAAUGCCAGAAGUGAAGCUGAAGGUACCUUCAACUCCAAAGACAGAGAGGCCGAAAGCAUUACCAGAGACCCUCCCUCUACUAUUGUCAAACGAGAGACUGACAGCAGUUCUGGGGAUGCCAGCUUCUCAUCUGGUGUAUCUACCAGAGAAGGCACCAACAUUGGUUUUGGCUCUGACGGCUCUGGCUCUGGUAUUUCCAGGAAAACAAGCACCAGCACCCUUGGCACCGCCUCUGCCAUCUCUAGAAAAGUCAGUAACGGGGCCAUCGGAAAUGUUCCUGGCUCUGGUAUUACCAGAAAAGCCAGUAGUAAUACCCUCGGCGGCGCCUCUGCUAUCUCCAGAAAAGCCAGUAGCGGAGCGAUCGGGAACGUUCCUGGCCCCGGUAUUAUCAGAAAAGCCAGUAGCAAUACCCUCGGUGGCGUCCCGGGUAUCUUUCCCGGGGUUUCUCCUUCCAUCUACGCCAACACUCUUCACUUUAAAACAGUCCACAUGCUUUCUCUCAUCCAGACGCUCCACAGCUCCGAAGGCCAGCUCCAGACCAAGUGGUUGAACGCGCUCAUCGGCCGCGUCUUCCUCUCGCUCCAGGGAACGCUCUCGUUUGAGGCGGCGAUCCGCGCAAGGAUCGAGAAGAAGCUCCUGAAGAUCAAGAAGCCCGACUUCCUCAGCGACUUUGAGAUCCGCAAGAUCAGCGUCGGCGACUCCGCUCCCUUCUUUAGCUACCCCAAGCUCACGGAGGUUCUUCCCGACGGCACCAUCGCUGCGAAGGUGCACGUCACCUAUACGGGGAAUCUCUCAGUGCAGAUCGCAACCAAGGCGACGCUCAACCUCGGGACACGCUUCAUGGCGAAAGAGGUCAACUUGGUGUUGGCCGUCACGUUCCGGCGCGUCGAGGGCAACCUCGUGCUCAAGAUCAAGCCGCCGCCGUCGGGGCGUGUCUGGUACGGCUUUGAGACCAUGCCCAAGCUCGACUUUUUGGUUGAACCCGUGGUGAGCUCCCGCCAGAUCACGUUCCAGGUAGUUACCAACGCGAUUUCCAACAAGUUCCGCGAGGCGAUCAAGGAGAGCAUGGUGGUACCAAACAUGGACGACUUCUGCUUCUACAACACCGAGGAGGAGAUCUACCGAGGCGGGAUUUGGGACCCCGCGGUACCGUCCGACCUAGGCCACGAGGAGGUGGAAAUCAUCGAUGAAACCAGCAGUGUCGACUUGGAAACAGAUGAUGUGGAGUCACGGUAUUCUGUGGCAGAUUCAGUGAUCAGUACCGAGACCGCCGAGAGCCAAGAGCGGAAGCCGCGGUUCGCUCAGUUUGCUGACUCGUCCAAGAAGCUCGCCAAGAGGUUUCGGGGCUCUCCAAAGCGGAGCGUGGCCGAGGAUCUCCAGCCCCCACGUGCCACCGAGGAGCGUGUCCCCCUUUCGCCUUUGAAGAAGUUGGGUAUGUGGUAUGGAGCGGAAAAGAAGCUAGAGGCUAUACCUGUUGCUGCUCCAGAGAUGAUCUCCUCGCGCCGCGCCCCGCGCGGAUCCUUCACGGAGAUUACCAUGGGUGCGCCAGAAGUGCUGGGUGAGCUCACGCAGCCUGCAUCACCCGCGGCGCAGUUCUUGCGUCCACGUUCGCGCGAGGGCAGUUUCACGCUGGAGAGACCAGCGAUGGAGGAUCCGCCUGUGCUUCUGAUGGCAGUGCCGCGACCGGGCUUCCAGAAGAGUUCUCGCAGCGCGUCGCCGUUGCGCAAGGAGCUGUCGCUAUUGCCCCCAUUACCCCCAAGGGCUGCGACAGAUCCCACCUUGACGCCUCCCCAGAGAAUGACCUCGCGCAGAAAACCCCCACCGUCACCGCUCUUGGCCGCCAUGUAUGACCCAGAUACGAUUCCAUCGCCGAACGUAGAUGCUGAGCCCAUCACCCCGGUGAUCAAUGCGAGGUUCCCGCGGGAAUAGGUCUAGCUUUAGUUUUAUAGCGAUGGCUAGUGCGCUUAUAAGACUUGCUUUGUGAUUUCCAGACUGGUUCUGAAUGGAAUACAAGUCGGGGGCGUAUAAACCAGGACAUGUGGGUUCCCUCGAACUCUUUGACCAGAAUUUCUAAACUAUUCUCUUAAUCGAGACACCCGUUGUACCCGCACACAGCAAUUCCCAUCUCGUUCUGUGUAUCAUUCGAUAAGCAACCUGUCAGCUCCCAUAGAGGCACUUUUGGCAUCACGGAGGCCCUUCAUUUCACUUUUAGACACUCUUAAUUUCAACUCUUAAUAUCUCAAAGCCCCAAACUUCGUUACACUCUAAAGCCUUGUUGUAGCUUCACUUAAUUGUUCUUCCUUCACUGGUGAUUUUUCUUCUGGUGUCGAUUAACGCUAGCUCUGGUAU
Molecule: messenger RNA, 3170 nt
Organism: Babjeviella inositovora NRRL Y-12698
Lineage: Eukaryota; Fungi; Ascomycota; Pichiomycetes; Serinales
Exons: 1
Coding region: 36-2750 (904 amino acids)
Biological process (GO): phospholipid transport
Cellular component (GO): endoplasmic reticulum; ERMES complex
Molecular function (GO): lipid binding
Source: RefSeq, a predicted model, not a curated record